Messenger RNA from Cooperia oncophora, 204 nucleotides. Lineage: Eukaryota; Metazoa; Nematoda; Chromadorea; Rhabditida; Trichostrongylidae. The record is from the annotation of a GenBank genome assembly.
AUGUCUUGGGCGGAUCUCGUAAACAACAACCUCGUCGGCUCUGGUAAUGUCAGCAAAGCGGCCAUUUGUGGCUUUGAUGGCUCCAUUUGGGGAAAAAGCGACAAUUUCAAGCUCACUACGGAGGAGGCUGCCGCUGCGGGCCGAGGCUUUGCUAACAAGGACGGCUUGCUGGGCACUGGCUUGAAAUUUGAAGGAGAAAAGUGA